GCGAAGGGCCCUCCGUCAAUUCUAGCGCAGUGUGUUGUGUGUAGUAGUACACUACCAACGAAGCUAAGCGACUGGCUGGUUGGUUGUUCAACCAUGACCGUGAUAUAGAUGAACACCGCUCUGUGAUUCUCACAGAACCCUGAAACCAGAUUUCGCAGGUGGACUUCACAUGAACGCAGUCCUUAAGAAACAUCUCUUCAACCUUAAGUCUGUUUACGAAUUUCACUGCCGAUUUCCCCAAACUAUCAACCGACACUGAAGCUCAAAGGAUAGCAAACUGCUAGUUCCACUGGCUGCAAAACCUUUUUACCUUUCAACUCUACGAGGACAACAUUUCACCGAAUCGGUGCCAUCUCGGUCUGCCGUCUACACGCCACUCUGUUCCCAUGAGGAGACAGAGUAUGGCUCUGCUUAGCUCUGGCUACCCGGCCGCUUUCCAGGGCGGACUACCGUGCAGCGGUCUCCUCUCUAUAGGUGUGCCCGGCACGUCGGCCCAACUACCGUACCCAAAUCUGUCCCUGAUGAGGGUCCCACCUCACCUGCCCGUCGGCUUCACCACCGUGGCCAAUCUCUCCGCUGCUUACCUCCAGUCCGCCCAGCUAUCGGACUCGGAUUUCUCGCCAGUCUUGUCCAAACAUCACGGUCACCACCAACACCACCACCACCGUCAGUAUCCCCACCAACAACCACAGCUCCAUCACACCCAUGGACGGACUGCCAACUCCUCGUCCAAGCGCAAAGGUGUCACGAACUUCUCGAUUGCCGGUAUCCUGGGCCGGGACGACGAGGACUGCACGAAUCCCAGCGAGAAAUGCAUAGACGCUAGCCCGUCCAAGACGGCCGAGGUGCCCGAGGAGUCCCCGGCAAAUGGCCCGGGACUCGAGGCAAAGGUGCAUGUUAAAACAGAAUGCUUGAGCUCGCCCAAGGGUGAUGAGGAUGAAACGGACAACCCCCUCACGAGAUUCUCCUGGCUGCAGUGCACCAGAUAUAAACCGCCCCGAUUACCAAGAGCGAAGAGGAAGGACGGAGCCAAGAAGCGUAAGCUGGGCCGCAACCCCCGGGUGCCUUUCUCGCCCUCACAGGUCACCACGUUGGAGCAGAAGUUCCGUUGCACGCACUAUCUCAGCAGCAUUGACGUGGCUGAGCUGUCGGCAGCCCUCAACCUGUCAGAGAAUAGGGUCAAAAUCUGGUUCCAGAACCGAAGGGCUCGGGAGCGCCGUGACAAAGAAACAGCCAGCAAAGACACCCCGUCCUCACCGAGCCACAGCCUGAUGAAGCCCUGCGGCUCCCCGGCACCGGCCGCCGGGCCGUCCCCGCUGAUCGGCAUGGGACAUCCCGCACUGUCUCCCUCCCCCGUAGAUGGCUGUGCCUCGGCUUUCACACCGCUCUCGUACCCGUUCAGCCGUUAAGUGUUAUCCUACCGUUCACCAGCUUUGCAUGUCACAGUGUUGGUUAAACCAUAGCUCAGAAUCUCUCGUUGUUGUUCAAAGAAGAAACUUUUAGAAAUUGUACUUUAGAGCAUAAAAGUACUAAACUAAUGUACCAUUUUGUGUAUUGUAGGCGUACAAUGUGGAACGAGGCGAGUCGUAUUUUACACUGAAUGUUCAAAGAGUACCAUAGGUUAGGUAUAAAAAUGUUAAAUGUUUGCUAAUCUUUCAAUGAUUUUUUUAGGCAUGUGGGCACCGAUAAAGAAACACUGAUUUAGAUUUCAUUGAUGACAAGUGUUUGUUUCAAUCAUUCCAACUGUAUCAAAGUAAGUCAAGGUUUUCUUAAUUGAUAUAAACAAUUUACUUUCUUCUGAAAAAAAAUCCCAAGAAAUUGCUUCAGAGUUUGUUUGAGCAUACCCCUCAGAAAAAAAGAGAAAAACAUACCCUGCUGUGUUGGAGUCCGUAAUCGUCGUGUCCAUUCAUUUCAUACUUGUAUGACGGAUUGAAAAUCUCUUGGUUGUACCUGUCAAAGCUUUCAAAUUAUAUGCACCUAUAUAAUUGUACCUGUAAGAAAGAUGGCAUAUUAUUGCAUUUUAUGCUCACAUUUCAAUGAAAAAAAAAUCCAGUGAAGGUCGCCACUAAAAUUUGGGCUGGUUGAGGAUUUCAAAGGAAAAGGAUUCUAAAUUAUUUUUUUCAAGGUGAUUCUGAAAGAUAUUAAGAGGUACCAUUUAAAAACCACCCACUAAUCUGAUUCAAUAAUUUUGGGUGGAAGUUGAUGACUGCAUGUUGACCAUGUUUUAAUCCAACGGGCUAUAUUCACAGAAGGCAAGAGGGUGGUGUUAGAGCUGUUAAAUCCUUCAGACGCAAAGUGAAAAGUCCAAUAUGUUAUCGGUGGGAUAACUUCAGUUACCUAGUGAAUUGUAUCAGUGUAGUACAUAAACAUUAAAUUGUCGGUGAAUAAUGAUGCCAUGUAUAUAAAGAACAUCUUUAUGAGUACACUGUUUUGUAAGAUACAGUAAUGUAGAAACGUUGUAAAUAUAAAUUAAAUAUUGUUGAAUGGAAGAAAGUCAGAUGUUCACAUUCA
Molecule: messenger RNA, 2511 nt
Organism: Patiria miniata (bat star)
Lineage: Eukaryota; Metazoa; Echinodermata; Asteroidea; Valvatida; Asterinidae
Product: homeobox protein MSX-2-like
Exons: 3
Coding region: 387-1409 (340 amino acids)
Biological process (GO): regulation of transcription by RNA polymerase II; embryonic morphogenesis
Cellular component (GO): nucleus
Molecular function (GO): DNA-binding transcription factor activity, RNA polymerase II-specific; RNA polymerase II transcription regulatory region sequence-specific DNA binding
Source: RefSeq, a predicted model, not a curated record